Messenger RNA from Exophiala bonariae, 1944 nucleotides. RefSeq lists its product as uncharacterized. The record is from RefSeq and is a predicted model, not a curated record. The transcript is spliced from 3 exons. Gene Ontology annotation, molecular function: zinc ion binding; DNA-binding transcription factor activity, RNA polymerase II-specific. Gene Ontology annotation, biological process: regulation of DNA-templated transcription. NCBI's taxonomy places the organism in Eukaryota, Fungi, Ascomycota, Eurotiomycetes, Chaetothyriales, Herpotrichiellaceae. Bases 1 to 1944 code for a protein of 647 amino acids.
AUGACGCCAAACCCCGAGCUGCCAGGUAAUGAUGAGGUCGACAGUCCUCUCAGACAUGCUGCACUGUUGCACGACGACGGCGAGAAACCUCCGAAACGGCAACGCAACUUCAUUGCCCGACAGGCCUGUCAAGCAUGCCGUGCCAAGAAGACACGAUGCGACGAAGACCUCCCUUGUAGUCUCUGCAAGACUCUGGGCAUUGAGUGCACUUAUGCUGAACGAAAGCCGACCAAGAACGAGGUAUCCAUGAGCAUGUUGUUCAACACUCUGAAGAGAGUCGAGUUCAAACUAGAUCAUUUAUCCGCUCGGCCUCAGCUCGAGAUUUCAUCCGAUUCCGAACGCGAGCGACCGGGCUCGAGCAAUUUGAACGUUGCAAUGGGAAGCCCGUUCCAUCUAGAUUCGGCACAGUCGAGCAGAUCGGUUGUUUCACCGCAGACUCACCUAUCCAGACAAGCUCUUGCGAUUCCCGAUGACAAUUUAGUCCUAUCUUUCAGUGCACAUCAAACAGUCCACUGGCGUGGUGUCAAACAGUCUCUCCCGCAGGAGCUCAUCGAAAUCGUUAGCCGACUAGACAACAGCUAUCCAACCCGUUUAGAAUCCGAGAGACGGCCCUUGGAUGCAACCAUACGACCCGACCUCAAUAAUCACUUUGGCGAAUGGCUAUCCACUCUCAGCAUAUCUUGCGUCAAAGACUUAUCCAACGCUUACUUUGACACUUUCAACCGGGUCUAUCCUUUCAUCGACCGAGAUUACUAUUUCCUGAAUACACUUGCCGUUGUUGUUCGAGAAGGAUUCGGUUAUGACAUGGAGACCUGUUUGGUGCUCAACGUCAUGACUUUAGGCUGUAUGGCAGUCAAAGCACAUCACGAGGGGGAAUUUGAUACGUCCCAAUACUCCACCUUGCCUCCUCUGGUCAUGCAGAUUAUCGAUGAGGACAUCUCGGGCUUGAGCUUGUUCAACGAAGCACGAAAACGUGUGGGUUUUUGUCUCUGCGAUCGCGAUAUUCAAAGUUGCCAAUUCUACCUGACCUCAGCAGUCUUUUUCGCCCAGACCAUGAGACCCGUGGACGAGUGGAUGAUGACAAGUCGUGCAGCCACCAGCUGUAUCGCAUUCUGGAAAUGCCCGCCGGAGCCUUACGACGAAUGGACAGCGGACAUCUACUCCCGAUUGUUCUGGAGUGCCAUCUUACUGGAAACCGUCAUCGUACAAGAGUUGGAGCUGCCGGCGAGCGCCUUCAAGGAAUGGGAGGACGUUGUCCCUCUCCCGAAGUUCACAGCAUUCUCAUACAUGAACAGGUCUCGUUCACGGAGCUCCGACGACUCUUAUUAUCACUAUCAUUUUCUGGCUCAGAUAGCACACAGAAUCAUCCUCACCAGGAUACGAGAGGAGUUGUUUUAUGUCAAUCCAUCCCCUGCACUGGCGAAUGAGCUACAACAUCAGCUUGAACAAUGGAGUGCGAACCUGCCUGAUACACUUAAAUACACCGAUGAAAAUCCCGCUCAAGCUUUCAGAUCACCUGCAGAUGCUGUGGUCGUUGCUUUACUCUACACUCGCUAUCGUGUAUCCAUUUUCCACCUCGGAAGGCCGUUUUUGUACAAAGCAAUCCAGGCCCCGUCGUCCUUGACCGAAAAAGAUCUGUCAUUGUGCCGAGAAUCUCUCCAACAUGCAAUGGAUUGGCCUCUAGUAUGGGAAAUCUGCGCAAAAAUGAAGAACUUCAUGCCUUUGAAAUUCUUUGCCUCAGGGCAGAUGUUUGGGCAGUUGUUGAUCUUCCACGCCUUCAAAACUUCGACAGACUCGAGGCUUCAUGAAGCCUUGCCCGCUGGAUUUGAACUGUGGUGCACAAAAAUGUUGCGAUUCAUCUCAGAAUUCACCGACUCGAGCCCUACUAUAAGAAAAGACUUUGAAGUCCUUUCUAUCCUUUACCAACUGAAUGGCAAUUCUUGA